This is a messenger RNA of Manis javanica (Malayan pangolin), 7235 nucleotides long. Lineage: Eukaryota; Metazoa; Chordata; Mammalia; Pholidota; Manidae. The record is from RefSeq and is a predicted model, not a curated record.
CCAGGGACGCCUGGUGGCCUCUCGUCUGUUUUUCCGGCAAAGUGAACCUGAUGAGAUAGGGUUGAUUUUUGGGCGCCGGGAAUAUCAACCCUCUGAUUCCUUUCGGUUUCUGUUUGAAAAUCUGAGAAAAACAAAAAGCGGCCGCUGUGUGUCUAAUGUGUGUGUGUCUUUGUUCUCUGUGUCUUUUACGUGCCUGAUUAUUGUUUUACUGACAAUGGGACAGACAGUGACGACCCCCCUUAGCCUGACGUUAGAUUAUUGGACGGAAGUCAGAGCGAGAGCGCAUAACUUGUCAGUAGAAGUAAAAAAGGGACCAUGGCAGACUUUCUGUACCUCCGAAUGGCCCACCUUCAAUGUUGGGUGGCCCUCGGAGGGGACUUUUGAUCUCCCCACUUUAUUAGCAGUAAAAGCCAUUGUCUUCCAGGAUUCGCCUCAAGGACACCCGGAUCAGCAACCCUAUAUCGUGGUCUGGCAAGAGUUGGUGGAAAAUCCACCGCCCUGGGUGAAGCCCUGGGUGCAGAAGAAAACGGGCCCUCGAGUUUUAGCUGCCCAGACCCAACCCCAGAGCAAGGGAAAAGAAACUAUUAAAGUUUACCCUGACACUCAAGAUUUGCUUAUGGUUGAUGAUCCCCCUCCUUAUCCUCCUGCCCCUAUGGCACCCCCGGCCCCGGCACUGCCGGCACCGGCACCCCCGGCCCCCUCAGUCCCUGAUGCCGAGGCAGUAGGGCCGGCUCCGGGACCUGCCCAGGGAACUCGGCGCCGCCGAGGGGCCACCCUGGACCCACCGGGUAUUUUUCCUCUCCGGUCUUAUGGAGUUCCCAUCCUUGGGGAAGAGGGGGAGCCGCCCUUCCAACCUUUGCAAUAUUGGCCAUUCUCCUCUGCUGAUUUAUACAAUUGGAAAGCUAACCACCCUCCUUUUUCAGAGGAACUGCAGAGACUAAUGGGACUGAUAGAGUCCCUGAUGUUCUCUCACCAACCCACUUGGGAUGAUUGUCAGCAGCUCUUACAGGUACUCUUCACCCCAGAAGAAAGAGAAAGGAUCCUUCUAGAGGCACGGAGAAACGUGCCUGGAACUGACGGACGACCAUCGCAACUCCCUCAUGACAUAGAGAGGGGGUUCCUGCUGACCAGACCCAAUUGGGACUUUAAUUCUCCAGAAGGUAGGGAGCGACUAACCAUCUAUCGCCAGGCUCUGGUGGCAGGUCUUCGUGGAGCCGCAAGGCACCCCACCAAUUUGGCCAAGGUAAGAGAGGUUAGUCAGGGAGCCACUGGGGCACCCGCAGUGUUCUUAGAACGCUUGAUAGAAGCUUUCAGGCGGUAUACUCCUUUUGACCCCACUUCUGAGGAGCACAGUGCUUCAGUGGCUCUUGCCUUUAUCGGGCAAUCAGCACCUGAUAUUAGGAAAAAGCUUCAGAGACUAGAAGGCUUACAGGAUUUGUCACUGAGGGAUUUAGUGAAAGAAGCUGAGAAAGUUUAUCAUAAGAGAGAGACUGAGGAAGAGAAGGAACUAAGGAAGGAAAAGGAAAGAGAAAGUAAAGAGGAAAAGAGGGACAGGAAGCAUGAGAGAAAUUUAACAAAGAUCUCAGCCGCAGUAGUAGAAAAUAAGGGACGCCCGCCCUCUAGUGGUAGAACUAGUAAGGCAGGGCCCCUGGGCAACCGGCCUCCUUUGGAUAAAGAUCAAUGUGCAUACUGCAAAGGAAAGGGGCAUUGGGUGAAAGAAUGCCCUAAGAAGCCACCGCGGGGACCUCCAAAGAAAGCGUUGUCUCUGCUGGAGGAUGAGGAUUAGGGAAGACGGGGCUCGGAGCCCCUCCCCGAGCCUAGGGUAACCCUGAAGGUGGAGGGGCAACCCGUUGAGUUUCUGGUGGAUACCGGUGCUCAACAUUCUGUACUGACCCAAGCUAGAGGCCCUCUUUCUGGCAAAAAGUCUUGGGUGUUCGGGGCCACGGGCCAGAAACAAUAUGCAUGGACUACCCAAAGAACAGUGGACUUAGGAGUGGGACAAGUAAACCACCCAUUCCUUGUCAUACCGGAAUGCCCCACACCCCUGUUAGGAAGAGACAUCCUGACCAAAGUCGGGGCCCAAAUAUCCUUUCAGGCUGAAGAUGCCCGAGUGACAGAUCGAGAGAAAAAACCUUUGGGCCUAAGUAUUCUGUCCAUAAGAUUGGAGGAUGAGUACCGCCUUUUUAAGGAACCGGAACCCUCCCUAGUUAGUCGGAGGUGGCUCAACCAGUUUCCAGGGGCCUGGGCGGAGACAGCGGGUAUGGGGCUUGCCGUAAACCAGCCCCCGGUGGUCAUAGAGUUGAAAGCCUCAGCUUUACCAGUGACUGUGAGACAAUAUCCAAUGAGUAAAGAAGCCAGAGAUGGAAUUAGGCCCCAUAUCCAGAGGCUCAUAGAGAAGGGGAUAUUAGUAAAAUGUAAAUCCCCAUGGAACACUCCCUUGCUGCCUGUAAAGAGAGAGGGAACAGGAGAUUAUUGACCAGUGCAAGAUUUAAGAGAAGUUAAUAAGAGGAUACAGGACAUUCAUCCCACUGUGCCAAACCCUUAUAACCUGCUAAGCUCUCUGACCCCGGAAAACACCUGGUAUACAGUCUUAGAUUUAAAAGACGACUUCUUUUGUUUAUGCCUGCACCAGAAUAGCCAACCGCUGUUUGCUUUUGAGUGGAAAGACCCCUCCACAGGAACUACUGGACAAUUGACCUGGACUCGCUUCCCACAAGGAUUCAAGAAUUCGCCCACCCUCUUCAAUGAGGCUUUACAUCAGGACUUGGCCUUUUACCGAGCCUCCAACCCACAGGUAACUUUGUUACAAUAUGUCGAUGACUUGUUGAUAGCAGACCCUACUCGGAAAGCCUGCCAAGAGGCCACUGGAGCCCUUUUGACUGAACUUGCUAAAUUGGGGUAUAGGGCAUCUGCCAAAAAGGCACAGAUCUGCCAACAACAAGUGACUUAUUUGGGAUAUUCCCUGAGAGAGGGGAAAAGGUGGCUUACUGAAGCCCGAAAGCAGACUGUGACGCAGAUCCCGGUUCCUACUACUUCGCGCCAAGUUCGCGAGUUUCUGGGGACGGCAGGGUUUUGUAGACUAUGGAUACCCGGAUAUGCCACCUUAGCCGCCCCCUUGUAUCCCCUAACCAAAGGGGCAGCCCCGUUUGUUUGGGGACCUGAACAACAGCAGGCCUUUGAUGAUAUCAAAAAGGCCCUCCUGUCAGCACCCGCUCUGGCCUUGCCAGAUGUGACUAAGCCGUUUGUCCUUUUUGUGGAUGAAUGAAGCGGAGUGGCUAGAGGAGUGUUGACCCAACAAUGGGGACCUUGGAAGAGACCUGUCACCUACUUGUCAAAAAAAUUGGACCCAGUGAGUAGCGGAUGGCCUGCCUGUUUGAGAGUAGUGGCGGCCGUGGCCCUCUUGGUUAAAGAUUCUGACAAACUGACACUGGGACAAAAACUCACUGUGGUUGCUCCACAUGCGUUAGAGAGUGUAAUCCGACAACCACCCGAGAGAUGGAUGUCGAAUGCCAGAAUGACUCACUACCAAACCUUACUCCUGAAUCGUGAUCAUGUGGAGUUUGCCCCCCCUGCCAUCCUAAACCCGGCCACUCUGCUCCCCGAUUCAGGGAAGGAAGUGCUUCAUACCUGCCAGGAAAUCCUGGCCGAGGAGACAGGGACCCACCGGGACUUACAAGAUCAGCCCUUAGGAGGACCGGGACUCCUGACUUGGUAUACAGACGGGAGCAGUUACAUCAUGUAUGGUAAGAGAAUGGCUGGAGCUGCAGUAGUGGAUGAUGACCGGAUCGUGUGGGCCAGCGGACUCCCAACGGGCACUUCUGCACAGCGAGCAGAACUCAUCGCCCUGACUCAGGCUCUAAGGAUGGCAGAAGGUAAGAGACUUAAUGUCUACACUGACAGCCGAUACGCUUUUGCCACCGCUCACAUACAUGGGGCUAUUUAUAGACAGAGAGGGCUGUUAACUUCUGCUGGGAGAGAUGUUAAAAACAAAGAAAUUUUAGAUUUGUUAGAUGCCAUCCAUAGGCCUAAGGAAGUAGCGAUAAUACAUUGCCCUGGACAUCAGAAAGAUGAUUCUCCAAUAGCUCGAGGAAACCGGAGGGCGGACCAAACCGCAAAGCAAGCGGCUCAGGGAAUGAACAUUCUACCUCAAAAUUCCUCGCCCCACGAGAUAUAUAAGUCUGAAAAAGGGAAAGUUGUUCUGCCCCAGAGAGAGGCAGAAAAAUACUUAAGGCAAUUACAUCAAUUGACACAUCUGGGAGCAAAAAACCUAAAGACCCUGGUUCGGGACUCCCCUUAUCAUGUUAUUGGAUUAGGAAAAUUGGCUGACGAGGUUGUAAGAAAUUGUGUUCCCUGCCAAUUAGUGAACGUGAGUAAAAAUCAAGCAAUAUCCGGGAAGAGACUUCGAGGAGAUCGCCCAGGAGCCUAUUGGGAAGUUGACUUCACUGAAAUUAAGCCUGCUAAGUAUGGAUAUAAAUACCUUCUAGUUUUCCUAGACACAUUUUCAGGAUGGACAGAGGCGUUCCCCACCAAAACUGAGACAGCUCAGACGGUGUCUAAAAGGAUACUUGAAGAAAUAUUUCCAAGGUUCGGAAUCCCCAAGGUAAUCGGUUCCGAUAAUGGACCUGCCUUCGUUGCCCAGGUAAGUCAGGGAUUGGCCAAGAUCCUGGGGACAGAUUGGAAAUUGCAUUGUGCAUACAGGCCCCAGAGCUCAGGACAGGUAGAAAGGAUGAACAGAACUCUAAAAGAGACCUUGACUAAAUUGUCCAUAGAGACUGGCUUAUGUGAUUGGUUAGUCCUCCUUCCCUUCGCCCUGUUUAGGGUCAGGAACACUCCCGGCCGCUUUGGACUAACGCCUUUUGAAAUAAUGUUUGGGGUCCCGGCCCCGCUCCAAUCAGCUCAUCUUCAUACAUUCCCCGAAUGUACAACUAAUAAGUUUCUGCUUGAAAGGUUACGAGCCUUGGAAGCCAUGCAGAAAGAGGUGUGGGCCUCCAUUAAGGAAGCCUAUCGGCCAGGGGACCUCUCAGUACCUCACCAGUUCCAGGUGGGAGACCCUGUCUACGUGAGAAGACACCGGACGGGAAACCUUGAGCCGCGGUGGAAGGGACCUUUUAUCAUCCUCCUGACUUCUCCCACAGCCGUGAAAGUAGAUGGUGUCUCUUCCUGGAUACACGCUUCACAUCUGAAGAAGGCACCCCCACCGGACCCGGACUGGCGAGUAGCUCGGACUGAUAACCCCCUUAAACUCUGUCUAUAUAGAAAGAACCAUGUUGCUAGCGAUUCUGAUGUUUCUGCCACUUCCAACCCUCCAGAACCCCAACCCCCAUCAGCCCUAUAGGCAGACAUGGAUCCUGACAGAUGGACAGACUGGUAAAACCCUUAAUGAAACUGCACACACUGCCCCUCUAAACACGUGGUGGCCAGAUUUGUACUUUGACCUCAGGGAGCUUUUUGGGCUUAUGCAAGGGAGGGAACACAAUUACCAUACCCUACAAAAACGGGCACUCGUUAACACUGCUCAAGGACGAGCACAAGGGUUCUGGGCCUGCCCUGGCAAUCUAAGAAAUAACUGGAAAACCUGUGGGGGCUUAGAAAGUGUUUACUGCAAAAGCUGGAGUUGUGUAACCUCUAAUGAUGGGCCUCGGAAGUGGGCAGUCGGGAAUCGAGAUUUAGUUAAAUUCACUUUCAGAGACCCUGACAACAGGGUACCCCAAGUGUGCAUGCAAUUUAACCAAGAACAGGCCAAAAAUGAAAAGUCCUGGGUGACUGGAAUAACUUGGGGAUUUUCAGCUUGAUAUGGGCCGUUUCGCCUGGGUCGGCCCUUACCCAAGUGGACUCUUAACUAUCAGACUUAAAAUCGAAACCCUUCCGGCCGUCCCAGUAGGACCGAAUAUUGUUUUACAAGAUCAACCACGCCUUCCAACUCCAGCCCCGAAGCAAACCCUAAUUCAACCAGUAGACCCUGUCAUUACUCCUGCUGUCCCCGUCCUCACUCUUGAUUCAGUAACCCCCUUUUCUAGCACCGGGCAACGCCUCCUUAACCUCGUUAAAGGGGCUUUCCAAGUUCUGAACACCACCAAUCCUAAAACUACUGAAUCUUGUUGGUUGUGCUUCUCUUCUGGGCCGCCUUAUUAUGAAGGAUUAGGAUUGUUGGGCAGUUUUAACAGGACAACCCGUCACGAGAUCUGUAGCUGGGGGAGCCAUAGGAAACUAACCCUGACUGAAGUAACUGGAAGAGGAAGAUGUUUAGGUACAGUUCCCCCCUCCCAUAAAGCUUUGUGUAAUGAAACCAUAGCUGUAACCUCCUCAGGUGAACAUGAGUAUCUAGUCCCUCCUCCCGAGGGAUGGUGGGCUUGUAACACUGGAGUGACCCCAUGUGUCUCUACUUCUGCCUUCAACUCUUCCCGUGAUUUCUGUAUCAUGGUCCAGCUGGUGCCCAGGUUGAUGUAUCAUGAUGAUCUCUCAUUCGUAGCUGAAUUUGAACCUAGGCGUAGAUAUAGAAGAGAGCCAGUCUCACUGACCUUAGCUGCAUUGUUAGGGAUAGGUGUCGCAGCCGGAGUGGGAACGGGGGCAGCCUCUAUUGUCCAAGGGAACCAACAUUAUGACAGGCUAAGGACAGCUAUUGAUGAGGACCUAAGGACCAUAGAGCAAUCCAUUACAAAACUUGAAGAAUCUCUGACUUCCCUCUCUGAGGUAGUCUUGCAGAACAGACGAGGGCUGGAUCUGUUGUUCCUAAAAGAAGGAGGACUGUGUGCAGCUUUAAAAGAAGAAUGCUGCUUUUAUGCAGACCAUUUUGGAAGAGUAAGAGAUUCAAUGUCAAAGCUUAGGGAAAGGCUAGACCAGAGAAAGAAAGAACGAGAAGCCAGCCAAGGGCUAAUUGAAUCUUGGUUCACUAGGUCCCCGUGGUUUACAACCCUGAUAUCCACUCUGGCUGGGCCCUUACUCAUCCUUGUGUUGCUCCUCACUUUAGGACCCUGCAUACUAAAUCGGCUGAUAACUUUUGUUAGAGAAAGAGUGAGUGCUGUUCAUGUGCUGAUGUUGAGGCAACAAUAUCAUUCACUUACCCCACAAGGAGACACAAACAUUCCAUGAUUAGAAUGCCCCUGAAGAGAAGUGGGGAAAUGUAGGAUCUGAAAAAUCAAAAGUUAGCAUAAGUGCAUAAGUACAGCUAUCUUAAAGGGUUAAACACCACCCUCUAGCCUAGGAGAAGGAAAAUUAUUAGAAUCUUGAAAAAAAAA